CACUUGGGCCACAAUUAUUCCCUAGUGAUCCAUACGGGAAUUGGGCUUACAUCAUGUUAUUUAUUUUGCAGGUUAUUGUUAGAGAGUGGUAUAAGAUCCAGCAUAACCUUCUUACAACAACUCGAGUUAUUGGAACAAGCUGGUUCUUGACAUGGUAUCAGAGCUGGUUUGGCCAAGUGGUCAUUUGUUCGAAUCUCCACGACCCCUUAUAUUAACAGUUGAUUAAAAGCACAUGCUAUGGUGGGCCUGUGCAAACUUCAAGCUCAUGGGUUGGCUUUCAUUUGAGGAGGCGUGUUACCUAUGCUAUGUAUGUACAAGGGUUUAGUUGUUACGUUUCUAUAUUAGAAGGGUAUAUUUGUGCAAAUAAUUAGUAGAAGGGUACGCUUGUUAAUUUGCGAUACUAGAGGGGUAUAAAAUGCUAACAAAUGUCAAAUAAUACUUCAUUAAGAAUCUGAAUCGCUAUUCGUCGCCAUAAAACUCAAAUUUUAUCACCCUAAAAUGCACCAAAUUGACAAUCUUACCCUCUUACCCCAAUCUCUAACCAAAACUCUAAACAAACAAUCUCUUACCCUACCCAACCGCCAACGACCUCAACCCGGACACUGCUGUGAAAUGGAUUUGAUCUAUCAUUAUUUUUCUGAUGAACUAGUUAAUGUUGCGGAUGGGGAUUAUCAGUUUGCGUGAAAUGGAUUUGAUCUAUCAUUAUUUUCCGAUUAACUAAUUAAUGUUGCGGAUGGGAAUAUGGGGUGCAGCUAGGGGUGUCAGAUCGGGUUCGGGUUUUUGGUUUUAACCAAACCCAAACCGAUAACAAUGCCAUUGGGUUCGGUUUUUCGGUUUCAACCCGAAAGCUAUCUGUAGCGGUUUCGGUUUUGCUAUAACCCGAAAACCCGAAGCUGUAGUUGGCCUCUCACGGUGACAUUUCGAAUUUUAUAGAGGUGAGAACAGACUUCGCCGAACUUACACUGCCAUCACUUCGCCGACGCCGGCAAAAUCAUCCCUUCGUUCCAGAUUGAAGCUUUCCCCGUUGGCGCAUCUGGGUAACGCAACCCUUCUCUGAUCUGGUUUUAGGGUUUCCCAGAUUUUGUUUCCUCUCCUUGCAUCGUCAAUUCGAGAUCAAGCAGCUCCUCUAUCUGUUACUCGGUUCUCCGAACUCAACUCCACUUUAUGUUGCUCUUUAAGAUAUAGAUUUGCUUGUAUGAGUUUGGUGUGAGAUUGGCGGUUCUAGUGACAGUGAGUAAUCCGAUGUUGGGGUUUGGGCUUCAUGUUCUUCUCCAUUCGUCGCCUGCAACAGCAGAAGCAUGACAAUGGUCAGCAGAGCAGUACCCUUGGACAAUGAGAACAAAUUCAAGGACCAAAACUAAGGGAGGAAGAUGUUGGUGCAAGUGCAGGUGAAUGCCAUUUUGGCCUCCUGGAGUUGGCAGAUUCUUCCAUUCUUCCUAUCCUAACUGCUACUUUUAGCUUCUGCUUCAGUUUAUGUGUUUAAUUUGCAGAGCAGUACCCUUGGACAAUGAGAACAAAUUCAAGGACCAAAACUAAGGGAGGAAGGUGCUGGUGCAAGUGCAGGUGAAUGCCAUUUUGGCCUCCUGGAGUCGGCAGAUUCUUCCAUUCUACCUAGCCUAACUGCUACUUUUAGCUUCUGCUUCAGUUUAUGUGUUUAAUUUCCUGCUAACCAUAUGAAGAACUGAUUGUUUCUGAGUAUUCAGAUGGUACCCUAUUGGAAGGAAGGAAUCAUAUGUUGAGGAUGAAAAGGGUGCUGAGAUAAUGGCUCUUUGGGGAGGCUCUAAGCUAAUUUGCUUGAACAAUUGAUUACGAAGACGGGUUCUAACUGGCUAGCUACCUCUAUAGAUCUCAGUGUUUUAGUGCAUGAUUCAGUGGAGAUUUGAUUUUGCUCCAUUUAUCUAUUGCUAAUUUCUUGAUUUUAGUACGUUGUGGAAUCAUACAAUGAAAUAGGUUAUGAGAAGUUUAGUUUUGCUGCUGCAUAAUUAGUCUAUUAGUGUACUUUCUAUCUGCCCUCUUGGCCUUUCAGCCUUCGCCUCAACUGCUGUACAUCCUGUCUCUGCUUUCUUUCUUUCCUUAUGUCAUGUUUGCUAAUUAAACCACUUAAACUAAGUUCUUGCAUAGUUGCAGCAACUUCUAGGGCUUUUAUCAGGUUAUUGACAAGUUGCAUAACCUUGGCACUCUUUGACAUGUCCCACAAUGCGUGCAAUUGCUGCAAGAUCAACAGAGCAAAAAACAGAUUAAGAGGCUAGCAAUGCAUCAACAAAGCAACUGAAGUAUGAGAUGUAAUCAAUCACUAAGGUAGCAUUAGAAGCAGCGAUCACUGAGGUAGCAUUAGAAGCAGCUGAAGCUUAAACUAAGAUGGAGGAGGUGUUGGCCAUUUUGAUGUUGGGUGCAUUGAAAGGCCAACAGCUAUGAGCAACUGGUUCAAGUUCAGAAGGGUGCAAUGGAGGAGGAGAUCGCCAUCAUCACCAGCCUUCAUCAGGGUCAAAGUUUCGAGCUCGAUUAAGAGGAAGAGAGCGAUGAUGAUGGUUAGAGCUUCCAUCAGGAAAGUGCUGAAGAGGUUGAAAGAAGGCCAUGCUUAUUUUGGUGAUCUCUUUGCUGGGGAACUAUCUAUUCCUGCAGAUCAUGGUGUUUGUUGAAGUUGGUUCGGUUUUAGUAGUUCAUUAGCUGGUGUAAUCUUCUAUGUCAAGUGUAAUUUACUUUCUCGUCUAAUGAGUUAAAAUUUGGUGGAUAUGCAGUGUAUUUGGCAGAAUGAAUGGUGCUAGUUAAUGGGCAAGUGUUUGCAGUAGUCACCAUUCCUUUUUUGUUUUCGGGUUUUCGGGUUUCAUUAUAACCAAACCGAAACCGUUAGUGGAAUUUUCGGGUUCGGGUACCCGAAAACCAAAAAUGACAGUUUCGGGUUCGGUUUUGCCUAAGGAGAGUUUUUUGGGUUUUUGGGUUCUGUGGUUUCGGGUUCGGUUACCCGACCCGAACCGAACCGACAGCCCUAGGUGCAGCAGAAGAAUCUGGCAGCCUGCUGAUGGCGGCUAAACUGUUGGACAAUAUUGAAGAAAUAUAGAAAGAGAGCUAGCAAGCAAGCCAAGCCACAAAUGAGGAAGAGUCCCCAGAAGCUUGAGAGGUGAAGUCUGUCCACUUGAAAUGUCUCUUCUUCCUUGCAUUUUAAGGCGCCUGAAAGGCUGCCAGAUUCUUCUGCUGCCGCCGCCGCUUGUUUUAGUGUUUAUAUAUGUUUUGAAAGAUAGGAAUUAAGCUAAGGAUAUUUG
Molecule: messenger RNA, 3260 nt
Organism: Linum trigynum
Lineage: Eukaryota; Viridiplantae; Streptophyta; Magnoliopsida; Malpighiales; Linaceae
Source: the annotation of a GenBank genome assembly